GGAGGCCCCUUACUGCCGCUCAUAGGGCUCAUGCUGCCAGGGAUUACUGGAGUAGCUGCGCACGUCGAGCGACCUGCUGUCCAAACCCCCCCAUUUCAGCGCUACAUAAGGAAGGCAGCUGAGAGAAAAUUCUCCAUGAAUGUACGUCACAAUGAUGAUGACCGACCAAAUCCCACUGGAGCUGCCACCCUUGCUGAAUGGGGAGGUAGCCAUGAUGCCGCAUAUAGUAAAUGGGGAUGGAUCACAGCAGGUCAUUCUAGUUCAGGUUAACCCAGGAGAAACCUUUACAAUCCGCGCAGAGGACGGAACACUGCAGUGCAUUCAAGGUCCUGCAGAAGUUCCAAUGAUGUCCCCCAAUGGGUCCAUCCCACCAAUACAUGUACCUCCGGGUUACAUUUCGCAGGUUAUAGAAGACAGCACAGGAGUUCGACGUGUAGUGGUUACUCCACAGUCUCCAGAUUGUUACCCUCCCAGUUAUCCAUCCGCCAUCUCCCCCACUCACCAUUUGCCUCCUUACCUUGCACAUCAUCCACAUUUUUUACACAAUUCACACAACCCAUUUUACCCACCAGUCACUGGGCAUGGGGAAAUGCCACCCCAGUUCUUCCCACAUCAUCUCCCUCCCACAAUAUAUGGAGAACAGGAAAUCAUACCACUGUUUGGGAUGUCCAGUUACAUCACUCGAGAAGACCAGUAUUGCAAGCCUCAACACAAGAAGCUGAAACAGAUCGAUAGACAAAACCGGUUGAACAGCCCUCCAUCCACUUUAUACAAGAGCCAUUUAGGAAACUGUACGACUAUGUAUAAUGGCAAUGGCAAAGCUCACAAUGGAGCCAGCUGUGGAGGAGUGGGCAGUGUAACGGGAAUUAAGAAAACUGAACGCAGGACGCGGAGCAGUCCAAAGUCAAACGAUCAAGACAUACAAGAGUAUGAACCAGAAAUAAAGAAGAAUCAAGAGAUUGUAUCAGGGAUUGAGAAGUUAACGGUCUCCAAUAUUCAGUCCAGAAGUGCAGUGGUAUCAUGGUCGCCCUGCAAUGGGUAUCCAAGUGGAGAGAAGUCCAGCAAUGGCUUGUCCUAUCCCUGUAGUUAUGAGGUUGCUUUAUCAGACAAAGGGAGAGAUGGAAAGUAUAAAAUAAUUUACAGCGGAGAAGAAUUAGAGUGUCAUUUGAAGGACCUGAGGCCGGCAACAGAUUACCAUGUCAGAGUCUAUACAACGAAUAAAUCAGUAAAGGGAUCCUGUUCAGAACCUGUAACAUUCACCACUCACAGCUGUGCACCCGAAUGUCCAUUUCCACCUAAGCUGUCUCAAAGAUCCAAAAGUUCACUCACACUACAAUGGAAGGCGCCAGUUGAUAAUGGUUCAAAAAUCACCAGCUACCUUUUACAGUGGGAUGAGGGUAAACGAAACAGCGUGUUCAGAGAGUGUUACACAGGGAACCAAAGGCACUGUAAGCUGACAAAAUUGUGUCCGGCAAUGGGGUAUACAUUUAGAGUAGCAGCGCGCAAUGAUAUUGGGAAAAGUGAGUACAGCCAAGAGGUUGUGUACUGCACAUCAGGCAAUAUCCCUCCUACACCCGCAGCACCGAAGCUUAUUAGAGCUGGAAUUACAUGGAUAAGUCUCCACUGGACGAGGCCAGAGGGAUGUUUUCCAGAAGAGGUGAUUUCAUACACGCUGGAGAUUCAGGAGGAUACCGACAGUGUAUUUCAACCUACAUACACUGGAGAAGAAUUAACAUGUACUGUGAAUAAUCUCCAAAGAAGCACACAAUACAAAUUUAGGCUUAUUGCCUCAAAUGUUGAAGGAAGUAGCAAUCCGAGUGAAAUCUUGGUGUGCACCACAAGUCCGGACCGGCCAGGUCCUCCAUCUCGACCGGCAGUUAAAGGUGCUGUCACUGCACAGGGCUUCACCAUUCAGUGGGAUGCUCCUGAUGACAACGGUGGGUCAGAAAUACUGAAAUACCUGUUGGAGAUCUCUGAAGGGACUUCUGAAGCAACACAAUGGAAAGUGGCAUACAGUGGGUCCGCAACAGAAUACACCUGUAAUGACUUGAAACCAGGCACUUUAUACAAACUCCGCGUGUGCUCCAUCAGCACAGGAGGACACAGUCAGUGUUCUGAAAGUCAUCCUAUUCACACAUUAUGUGUAGCACCAGGUCCUUGUCAAGCACCCAGAGUGGUAGGCAAACCAAAGCACAAAGAAGUUCACCUGCAAUGGGAUUCCCCGGGGUGCCAGGUAUCAGAGUACAGCCUAGAGCUCGGUGUACCUGGGGGACAUACCACUGAGGUCUAUCAUGGUUGUGAUUUAGAGUGUACAAUCAGCGAUCUGCUUCCUGGAAGUACUUAUCAAUUCAGAGUACGAGCGCAGAAUGAUGGAGGAUACGGUCCUUACUCAGACGCCACAGAGAUCACUACUGCAGCAGGACCACCCGCACAGUGCAGACCUCCAGUCCUGACAUUCCUGUCUGACACAUGUGUACUUAUAAGCUGGGAGAGUCCUGAGAGCAAUGGAGCAGACAUCUCGGGUUACAGACUACAGUGGGGUAAAGAAGAGGACACUCUAGAAUUAGUUUACAGUGGCUCUGAUACUACUUUCCAGGUGUCUGAUUUGUCACCAGCAACACAGUACUGCUGCCAGCUUCAGGCAGUAAAUGUAUCUGGAGUUGGACCAUUCAGUGAUACAGUGAGCUGCAGGACCCCAGCCUCUGCCCCAGACACAGUGCCUAACCUUUAUGUGAUAGAUGGAGCUCAUCUAGAAUCAUGUACAAUGCUCUCAUCCGUGUGCCUACUACUAAGCUGGGAGGAACCAUGCUGCAAUGGGUCAGAUAUCAUUGCGUACAACAUAGACAUGGGAGACUAUACCAUCUCUGUAGAGAAUGUAACAAGUUACGUCAUUGAGAAUCUACAGCCAGAAGCAACCUACCAAAUCCGAAUUCAAGCAGUGAAUGAGAUUGGAGCUGGGCCAUUCAGUGAAGCAAUCAAUGUCAAGACAAACCCUCUUCCUCCACUGCCUCCUCGGCUCGAGUGUGCGGCUGCCGGGCCCCAGAGUCUGAAAUUAAAGUGGGGGGAAAGUGGAACAAAGUUUCAAACGUCGGAUGAUGUCAUUUUCAUCCUUCAAAUAGAAGACAAAAAUAAAAGGUUUCUCCCAAUCUACAGAGGGCCAAGCCACACUUACAAAGUGCAGAGACUGACAGAAUACACCUGCUACAACUUCCGAAUCCAGGCUGUGAACGAUGCUGGGGAAGGGCCAUUUUCUGACAUCUACACAUUCAGUACAACCAAAGCAGUGCCACCAACCAUUAAAGCUCCUCGUGUAACACAGUUAGAAGGAAACACGUGUGAAAUUUCCUGGGAGACAGUACCGCCUAUGAGGGGCGAUCCACUUGGGUACAUAUUACAAGUACAGGUUGGACGAGAGUCAGAAUACAAACAGGUAUACAAAGGAGAAGACACAUCAUUUCACAUCUCAGGUGUCCAAACGAAUAUGGAUUACAGAUUUCGAGUUUGUGUAUGUCGUCGAUGUAUUGAUACUUCACAGGAACUCUGUGGAGCUUACAGUCCAUCUGCAUCUUUUGUUAUGAGACGGAAUGAUCUCAUGUUGCCGGAGGACCUAUCACGCCUUGAGCGUUCAAAACUCAAGGGCAUGGUGCCUACUGAUGAACAGUUUGCAAUUCUUAUUGUUUUAGGCUUUGCAACCUUGUCUAUUUUAUUUGCCUUUAUACUUCAGUACUUCUUUAUGAAGUAAACAAUGAAGACAGGUUAGAGAUAUAAACUUAACUAAUGCUGCGCAUUAUAAUCCAUUUUAUUCAAAUAUUCAUUUUUAAAUAAAUACAGACAUGUUCCGUUUUACAUUUUAUAUUCAUAUUUUUACUGUUUCAAUACAUUUUCAGUGUUUUGAUGCACCUUUUUGAAAUGUAAACCCAGGACAUAGCUGAAAUGUGUUUCUGCUACGUAGCUAUAUAAGUUAAUUACAAAAGCAGUUGUCUGCUCCUUAGCUGAACCCAAAUUAGUGGUUGACUUUAUUUCUAAACAAAGGAUCAAAACGCAAAAUAAUUCAAGGCUAUCCAAACAUUUGUGACUUGUGAUAAGGCUUUGUAUAUUGAUGUGGUUUUCCACAGAAACAUCGACAUACAUAAACAUGACCACACAAAAAGGUUCAUACAUGGAUACAAAUGCGUACACACAAGAAAUUUCUACAUACACAGACUAGAUAUACGUGUAGAUAGUGUAUUGUAAAAUUUCAUGCAUUUUACUUGAAAUUGCUUGUGAUAACUGUUAUGAUAUUGCUGUCAUAAAGAAUGGAAAUUUGCUGAAUGUUUACAAUCUCUGAAAACAUCAAGUUUGACAUCACCGCAGCAAAUCACCACAUCCAAUCUCUGGUCAUGUGACCAUUUGUCAUGACUCAAGCCAGUUAUUUGCUG
Messenger RNA from Bufo bufo (common toad), 4418 nucleotides. It is a transcript of the gene FNDC3B, whose product is annotated as fibronectin type III domain containing 3B. Gene Ontology annotation, molecular function: protein binding. The record is from RefSeq and is a predicted model, not a curated record. The coding region runs from base 140 to 3742 and encodes 1200 amino acids. Lineage: Eukaryota; Metazoa; Chordata; Amphibia; Anura; Bufonidae. The transcript is spliced from 26 exons.